Nestor notabilis (Kea) is the source of this 1134-nucleotide messenger RNA. RefSeq names its product chromosome unknown open reading frame, human C4orf27. The record is from RefSeq and is a predicted model, not a curated record. The annotation marks the transcript as partial. The transcript is spliced from 9 exons. Gene Ontology annotation, molecular function: poly-ADP-D-ribose binding; histone binding. Lineage: Eukaryota; Metazoa; Chordata; Aves; Psittaciformes; Psittacidae. Gene Ontology annotation, cellular component: nucleus. Gene Ontology annotation, biological process: regulation of protein ADP-ribosylation; DNA damage response.
UGUGCCCCGCAGCUCCGAGGAAAGCCCCGGGGCACCUCGUUCUCCGACGCGGGCUUCUCCCGGUGUGAAAAAAAUGGAAGUGUCAAGAAGAGAAGGUCAAAUCAGGCAGAUGUCGCUGACAGUCUUCGUCAAGAAGCAGAAACAUGCUAUCAGCUUAGACUGCCUGAAGACUUUUACCAGUUUUGGAGGUUUUGUGAGGAGCUAGAUCCUGAGAAACCAAGUGAUGCACUUGUGUCAAGUGUUGGACUUAGGCUGGUUGGACCAUAUGAUAUUCUUGCUGGAAAACACAAAAAGGCAAAAUCAACAAAUCCAGACUUCAAUCUUCAUUGGAGAUUCUUCUAUGAUCCCCCAGAAUUCCAGACUAUAUUUGUCGGGGAUAGCAAAACACAGUAUCACAUGGGAUAUUUCAGGGAUGUUCCAGAUGAGCUUCCAGUGUGGGUUGGUGCAAAUGAAGCUAAGAAGAGCUGUGUGAUUUCACAAGUUGGUGAUAAUGUCUUUGCUGCAGUCAAAUUAUUUUUGUCAAAGAAACUUAAGGAAGCGACUGAUAAAAAGAAAACUGCUGUUUUGAAAGACAUAGAUGAAAAACUAACAAGAACAGCAAAAGAACUGGGUUAUUCUCUGGAACAAAAAACAGUGAAGAUGAAACAGAGAGAUAAGAAAGUUGUGACCAAAGCAUUUCAUGGAGCAGGCCUAGUUGUUCCUGUAGACAAAAAUGAUGUCGGAUACAGAGAACUUCCAGAGACAAAUGCUAAUCUGAGAAAAAUCUGUAAGGCCAUUGUUGAUGCUUCCACUGAUGAUGAGAGACUGAAGGCCUUCGCACCCAUUCAGGAAAUGCUGACCUUUGUUCAGUUUGCUAAUGAUGAAUGUGACUAUGGGAUGGGGUAUGAACUGGGUAUAGACCUGUUCUGCUAUGGAUCACAUUACUUCCACAAGACGGUGGGCCAGCUGCUGCCCCUGGCCUACACGCUGCUGCAGAGGAGCCUGUUUGCCGACAUCAUUCAGUCGCACUUGGCCAACCGUCGGGGGGAGGCGCCGGGACAGAGUUUUAUCCUCGGGCAACUACUUGAAGUAACAGUCCAGAAAUCAGGGGAGAGCAGCGCCUGCUCUGACUCGCAGGCUGACAGCGUACAGUGA